UUCCGUCAGUCGGCGAAGACAUUGACCACUGUGACCACAAAGAUAUUCGAGUCGGUGGCGUUGAGCGGAGAGAACAGCCUGUUCUCUACAAUAACAUUGAGUGCAACGAAGGAAGGUGGUGGUGGUACAUGCCAAAAUUGUACUGAUACCUGCCUUACGCAUUUUCGAAAUCUCCACGAAAUUUCAGCUCAGGGAUGGCGGAGGCACACCAGGCGGUGGCGUUCCAGUUCACCAUCACGCCAGAGGGCAUUGACCUGCAGCUGUCCCACGAGGCCCUCCGACAGGUCUACCUCUCCGGACUGCGCUCCUGGAAGAAGAGAUUCAUCCGCAUGAGGAAUAGCGUAAUCUCGGGGGCGUACCCUGCAAGCCCCUACUCUUGGCUGUUUGCAGUCGUCGCCAUUCUAGCAACCAUGUACACACGCUCUGACCCCUCCAUGGGCCUCAUCGCCAAAAUCCAGGAGCAUCUUCCUGUUAGUGAGUCUCUCAGUGUGCAGAGUCAGAUGGUGGUGCUGGCUUUGCUCUUGGGCACCCUGCUCUGGUUGUCCUUCAUCUUCACCAUGCGCCUGUGCCUGAGGCAGCUCCUCUCCUACCACCGCUGGAUGUUUGAACUGCACGGCAAGGUGUCCAACACCACCAAAGUCUGGAUGGUGCUGAUGAAACUGUUCUCAGGCAGGCAGCCCCUGCUCUACAGUUACCAGGCCUCUCUGCCAUACCUGCCUGUCCCUGCCAUCAAAGACACUCUCAGGAGGUACCUGGAGUCAGUGCAGCCGCUGAUGAGCGCUGCAGAAUUCGAGCGCACGACCACACUGGCCGCCGAGUUUGAGAACAGCAUAGGGAGUCGGCUGCAGUGGUACCUCAAGCUUAAGGCACUGUGGGCCUCCAACUACGUGAGUGACUGGUGGGAGGAGUAUGUCUACCUUCGAGGACGAAGCCCCAUCAUGGUCAACAGCAACUACUACGGAAUGGACUUCCUGUACGUGACCCCUACUCCCAUACAGGCAGCCAGGGCAGGGAACACCAUUAAGGCCUUCCUGAUUUACCGCAGGAAUGUGAACCUGGAGGAACUCAAGCCUAGUCGUAUCCCAGGCACUGUCAUACCUCUGUGUGCUGCUCAGUGUGAGAGGAUGUUCAACACCACACGCAUCCCAGGAGAAGAGACUGACACCCUACAACACUUACAGGACAGCGACUAUGUGGCGGUCUACCACAGGGGGCGCUAUUUCAAGCUGUGGGUGUGUAAGGCAGGCAGGCUGCUGUCAGCCAGAGAGAUUGAGUUCCAGAUCCAGAGGAUUCUGGAUGACCCCUCACUGCCCUCACAGGGAGAGGAAAAGCUUGGGGCUUUAACUGCAGGAGACAGAGAGCCGUGGGCUUGGAUGAGGAAGCAGUUUUUCAGCUCUGGGGUGAACAAGCGAUCCCUGGACUGCAUUGAGAAAGCUGCUUUCUUUGUCACCCUGGACGAUGACGAGCAGGGCAUGAUGGGAGAUGAUCCCGCAGGCAACCUGGACGCCUACGCCAAGUCGCUCCUGCACGGGAAGUGCUAUGACAGAUGGUUUGACAAGUCCUUCUCAGUGGUGGUGUAUAAGAAUGGGAAGAACGGCCUGAACGCAGAGCACUCGUGGGCCGACGCCCCAACUGUGGCGCACCUGUGGGAGUAUGUGCUGGCUACAGAUGCUUUCCAGUUGGGCUAUGAUGGGGAGGGUCACUGCAAGGGCGACAUCGACUCCACCUUACCCCGGCCACAGAAACUGACCUGGGACAUUCCUCCAGAGUGUGAGGAGCAGGUGUCCCGGUCUCUGUCGGUGGCCCAGGCCUUGGCUGAUGAUGUGGACUUCCACGUGUUUCCCUUCAGGGACUUUGGGAAGGGGAGGGUUAAGAAGCACAGGAUGAGUCCGGACGCUUUCAUCCAGCUGGCUCUGCAGCUGGCGUAUUACAGGGACAGAGGAACGUUUUGCCUGACCUAUGAGGCCUCUAUGACCCGUUUGUUUAGAGAAGGGCGGACGGAGACAGUCCGGUCUUGUUCCAAUGAGAGCUGCGCCUUUGUCAAAGCUCUGGAGAGUGGAGAGGAGGCAGACGUAUGCAGACGGCUAUUCCGAUUGGCAUCCGAGAAGCACCAGAACCUGUACCGAUUGGCCAUGACAGGAUCUGGCGUUGACAGGCACCUCUUCUGUCUCUAUGUGGUCUCCAAAUACCUUGGGGUGGAGUCACCUUUUCUUAAGGAGGUGCUGUCAGAGCCAUGGCGUCUGUCUACCAGUCAGACUCCAGUCCAGCAGAUGGAGCUGUUUGACCUGGUCAACCAUCCAGAGUACAUCUCCUGUGGUGGAGGCUUUGGCCCAGUAGCGGACGAUGGCUAUGGGGUGUCCUACAUCAUUGUGGGAGAGGACCUGAUUAACUUCCACAUCUCCUGCAAAUAUUCCUGUGCACAGACUGAUGCUCACAGGUUUGGAACCCAUAUUAGGCAGGCUCUACUGGACCUGCUUGCACUGCUGGACACAGACCAAAAAGAACCAAUCAGAUCAGGGAAGACACAGGCCAAGAAGGACCAGUAGAGCUACUGACCGACAGUUGGGGUGUGUUCUGAGGGUCACUGAGCUACCUAAUCAAUGGCAAUUGACAGCAAUGAUGUGACUUGUGUCUUUACUAAUAAUGACGUGACUUGAGUCUUUACUAAUUGGGAUGUGUAUUAUUUAUUUGGAAGAUUUACAUUUUGUUUUUAUAUUUGAUAUUGGGAUAUUGCAA
Molecule: messenger RNA, 2736 nt
Organism: Megalops cyprinoides (Indo-Pacific tarpon)
Lineage: Eukaryota; Metazoa; Chordata; Actinopteri; Elopiformes; Megalopidae
Product: carnitine O-palmitoyltransferase 1, liver isoform-like
Exons: 19
Coding region: 195-2546 (783 amino acids)
Biological process (GO): fatty acid metabolic process; carnitine metabolic process
Cellular component (GO): mitochondrion
Molecular function (GO): carnitine O-palmitoyltransferase activity
Source: RefSeq, a predicted model, not a curated record